CCAGACUACAGUUCCCAGGCGCCCGCGCGGCCCGGGCGCGCCCCGCCCCCUUCGGCGGCACCUCGCGCAGCGCCUCCGCCGCGCCACUCGCGCCGUAGAGGUGACCUAGAGGCUGACAGCCCCGCCGCUCCGCGCCGCCAUGGGUGAACCAGUUAGAGUCCUGGUGACUGGAGCUGCUGGGCAGAUUGCUUACUCGCUGCUUUACAGUAUUGCCAAGGGAGAUGUCUUUGGCAAAGAUCAGCCUCUUAUUCUUGUGCUGCUGGAUAUCACCCCCAUGAUGUCUGUAUUGGAAGGUGUAGUGAUGGAGCUGCAGGACUGUGCUCUACCGCUGCUGAGAGAGGUCAUUCCAACAGACAAGGAGGAAGUUGCAUUCAAAGACCUUGACAUAGCAAUUCUGGUUGGCUCCAUGCCAAGGAGAGAGGGCAUGGAGAGAAAGGAUUUACUCAAAGCAAAUGUGACAAUUUUCAAGUCUCAGGGUGCAGCCUUGGACAAGUAUGCCAAAAAGACUGUCAAGGUUGUGGUAGUUGGGAAUCCAGCAAAUACUAACUGCCUAAUUGCAUCAAAGUCAGCCCCGUCAAUACCAAAGGAAAACUUCAGCUGCUUGACUCGUUUGGAUCACAACAGAGCUAAAUCUCAGAUCGCUCUGAAACUUGGUGUGACUGCUAAUGAUGUGAAGAAUGUCAUCAUCUGGGGCAACCACUCCUCCACUCAAUAUCCAGAUGUUAACCAUGCGAAGGUAAAUGUGAAAGGAAAAGAAGUUGGAGUCUAUGAAGCUAUAAAAGAUGACAGCUGGCUGAAGGGAGACUUUAUCCUGACCGUUCAGCAACGUGGAGCAGCAGUUAUUAAGGCUAGGAAGCUGUCCAGUGCAAUGUCAGCUGCCAAAGCUAUCUGUGAUCAUGUGAGAGACAUCUGGUUUGGCACUCCACCGGGGGAAUUUGUUUCCAUGGGAGUAAUUUCUGAUGGCAAUUCUUACGGUGUUCCUGAAGACUUGCUGUAUUCAUUCCCUGUUGUGAUCAAGGACAAGACCUGGAAGUUUGUUGAGGGUCUUCCUAUUAAUGAUUUUUCUCGUGAGAAGAUGGAUCUGACAGCUAAGGAGUUAACUGAAGAGAAGGAGACUGCUGUGGAAUUCCUCUCCAGUGCAUGACUAGUGGACGAGGAAAUAAAAAAUCAUUUUAGAGUGGAAGAAUCUAAAAGCCGUCUCUAAGUCUGCUACUAAACACUAUCACUGUAUUUAAGUCAACUGUCUGUGGCGAUUAUGUUGUUUUAAAGUCCCUAUGCUUACUGGUACUGUUGUGCCUAUUGAGUUAUUAGCAAAAGGAUUAUUAAAGAAGUAAAACUAGUUUGUUGAUCAAACUUUGUUCAAUACUAGUUGCUUUCUGUGUAUGAUACAGAAUGAUUGUUUGCCUCUGCCUUGGCUGUUAACGCACAAUCUCAGUUUUAUUAGAAUUUGGCACUGUUGGAACACGUCCUGAUCACUUCAGCAUCCUAUUGCUUAACUGAAAAUGAAAUUAGAGUGCCAAUAGUUCUCCAUGAACCGGUAGUUAGGUGACUCAAGUCUAUUACUGGACAGACUCCAAGUAUAUACUGUUCACUCUGGUUAUGCUAACAGUGUUUGUCAAUACAAAUAUUAAAAGAUGCUUAAUCACAUAAUGCUGAA
Messenger RNA from Cuculus canorus (common cuckoo), 1657 nucleotides. RefSeq names its product malate dehydrogenase 1 (gene MDH1). The coding region runs from base 140 to 1144 and encodes 334 amino acids. The record is from RefSeq and is a predicted model, not a curated record. NCBI's taxonomy places the organism in Eukaryota, Metazoa, Chordata, Aves, Cuculiformes, Cuculidae. The transcript is spliced from 9 exons. Gene Ontology annotation, biological process: malate metabolic process; oxaloacetate metabolic process; tricarboxylic acid cycle. Gene Ontology annotation, molecular function: L-malate dehydrogenase (NAD+) activity. Gene Ontology annotation, cellular component: mitochondrion; cytosol.